ACCCUGAUGGACACGAAGUGGGUGACCUCUGAGUUGUCAUGGACAACUCAUCCGGAGACAGGGUGGGAAGAAGUCAGUGGUUAUGACGAGGCCAUGAACCCUAUCCGCACGUACCAGGUCUGCAACGUACGGGAGGCCAACCAGAACAACUGGCUUCGUACCAAAUUCAUCCAGCGCCAAGAUGUCCAGCGUGUCUAUGUGGAGCUGAAGUUCACUGUGCGGGACUGCAACAGCAUCCCCAACAUCCCUGGCUCCUGCAAAGAGACCUUCAACCUCUUCUAUUAUGAGUCAGAUACGGAUUCUGCCUCUGCAAACAGCCCUUUCUGGAUGGAGAACCCCUAUAUCAAAGUGGAUACAAUUGCCCCAGAUGAGAGCUUCUCCAAGCUGGAGUCUGGCCGCGUGAACACCAAGGUGCGCAGCUUUGGCCCUCUCUCCAAGAAUGGUUUUUACCUUGCCUUCCAAGACCUGGGAGCCUGCAUGUCCCUCAUCUCUGUCCGGGCUUUCUACAAGAAAUGCUCCAACACCAUUGCUGGCUUUGCUGUCUUCCCGGAGACUUUAACGGGGGCUGAGCCCACCUCCCUGGUCAUCGCACCAGGCACCUGCAUCCCCAAUGCAGUGGAGGUGUCUGUGCCCCUAAAGCUGUACUGCAACGGCGAUGGCGAGUGGAUGGUACCUGUGGGAGCGUGUACGUGUGCUGCUGGAUAUGAGCCCACCAUGAAGGAUACCCAGUGCCAAGCAUGCGGCCCAGGAACCUUCAAGUCUAAGCAGGGGGAAGGUCCCUGCUCUCCCUGCCCUCCCAAUAGCCGGACCACCUCUGGAGCAGCAAUGGUCUGCACUUGUCGAAACGGCUUUUUCCGGGCAGACACGGACCCCGCAGACAGCGCCUGCACCAGUGUCCCCUCAGCGCCCCGCAAUGUCAUCUCCAACGUGAACGAGACGUCGCUGGUGCUGGAGUGGAGCGAGCCGCAGGACACGGGCGGGCGGGAUGACCUGCUCUACAACGUCAUCUGCAAGAAGUGCAGCGUGGAGCGGCGCCUGUGCACCCGCUGCGACGACAACGUGGAGUUCGUGCCGCGCCAGCUCGGCCUCACUGAGCGACGCAUCUACAUCAGCAACCUGAUGGCCCACACCCAGUACACCUUCGAGAUUCAGGCUGUGAACGGCAUCUCCAGCAAGAGUCCCUACCCUCCCCAUUUUGCCUCUGUCAACAUCACCACCAACCAGGCAGCUCCGUCUGCCGUGCCAACGAUGCACCUGCACAGCAGCACCGGGAACAGCAUGACGCUGUCUUGGACUCCCCCAGAGAGACCCAACGGCAUCAUUCUGGACUAUGAGAUCAAGUACUCAGAGAAGCAAGGCCAGAGUGAUGGCAUCGCCAACACAGUCACCAGCCAGAAGAACUCGGUGCGGCUGGACGGGCUGAAGGCCAAUGCUCGGUACAUGGUGCAGGUCCGGGCACGCACCGUGGCGGGAUACGGCCGCUACAGCCUCCCCACGGAGUUUCAGACAACUGCUGAGGGCGGUUCCACCAGCAAGACUUUCCAGGAACUGCCUCUGAUCGUGGGUUCGGCCACGGCAGGGCUGGUGUUCAUCAUCGUGGUGGUAGUGAUUGCUAUCGUCUGCUUCAGGAAAGGGAUGGUUACUGAACACCUCCUCUCGUCUCCUUUGGGCAGGAAGCAGCGCAACAACACCGACCCUGAGUACACAGAGAAGCUGCAGCAAUAUGUUACCCCUGGGAUGAAGGUAUACAUUGACCCCUUCACCUAUGAGGACCCAAACGAAGCUGUCCGGGAAUUCGCCAAAGAGAUUGACAUCUCCUGUGUGAAGAUUGAAGAGGUCAUUGGAGCAGGGGAGUUUGGGGAGGUGUGCCGUGGACGCCUGAAGCUGCCUGGCCGCCGCGAGAUCUUCGUGGCCAUCAAGACACUGAAGGUGGGCUACACGGAGCGGCAGCGGCGGGACUUCCUGAGUGAGGCCAGCAUCAUGGGCCAGUUCGACCACCCCAACAUCAUCCACCUGGAGGGGGUGGUGACCAAGAGCCGUCCUGUCAUGAUCAUCACAGAAUUCAUGGAGAACUGUGCGCUUGACUCCUUCCUCCGGUUGAAUGAUGGGCAGUUCACAGUCAUCCAGCUGGUGGGAAUGAUGCGAGGCAUCGCCGCUGGCAUGAAGUACCUUUCGGAGAUGAACUAUGUGCAUCGGGAUCUGGCUGCCCGCAACAUCCUGGUCAACAGCAACUUGGUGUGCAAAGUGUCUGACUUCGGGCUCUCUCGCUUUCUGGAGGAUGACCCAGCUGACCCUACCUACACCAGCUCCCUGGGGGGCAAGAUCCCAAUCAGAUGGACAGCUCCUGAGGCCAUCGCCUACCGCAAAUUCACUUCAGCCAGCGAUGUGUGGAGCUACGGCAUCGUCAUGUGGGAAGUGAUGUCCUAUGGGGAGCGACCUUACUGGGACAUGUCCAACCAGGAUGUGAUCAAUGCCGUGGAGCAGGAUUACCGCCUGCCACCCCCCAUGGACUGCCCCACUGCACUGCACCAGCUGAUGCUGGACUGCUGGGUGCGGGACCGCAACCUAAGGCCCAAAUUUGCACAGAUCGUCAACACGCUGGACAAGCUCAUCCGCAAUGCUGCCAGCCUUAAGGUCAUCGCCAGCGUCCAGUCUGGCAUCUCCCAACCGCUCCUGGACCGCACUGUCCCGGAUUACACCACCUUCACCACCGUGGGAGACUGGCUGGAUGCCAUCAAAAUGGGACGGUACAAGGAGAAUUUUGUCAAUGCUGGGUUUGCCUCCUUUGACCUGGUGGCACAGAUGACUGCGGAGGACCUGCUGAGGAUAGGAGUGACGCUAGCAGGGCACCAGAAGAAGAUCCUGAGCAGCAUUCAGGACAUGAGGCUGCAGAUGAACCAGACGCUCCCAGUGCAGGUUUGACCACAGGGGACUCUGCAUUGGAACGGACCAAGGGAACCUGCCAAAAAGGUUCAGUUUGCGGUGCAGCCCAGCUUCCUGUUUUCCCCUCCACAUGGCGCUCCUCUGCCUCGGACGGUCGCCUGGGAUGGGAUGGGACGGGACACCCUUCCCUGGAUCGAAGGCACUCAUGCUGAGAGGGAGCCCAGCUUUUCGUCCCGUGUCCUGGAAUGGCGAGGCAGCAACACAUCUUCAUAUUGAAGAUGGAUUAUGGGACAGAGAUGGCACAACCCACUUCUCACCCUGUCUUGGUGCUCAUCGGUUUGAAGAGUUGUUCUGCUUCUUGGAUUUCUUUUCACCCUGUUUUUUCCCCCAGUCCUCACUUCCCUCACCUCCCCGAGGCCACAGACUGUUGACCCGUCCGCUGAGUCCAUCAGACACGUCCAAAGCCUUCCCUAACUCUGUUCCCCACACAGAAGCAGCCGGGGGAGGCCGAGCCAACGACAGGGCUGGGGCCACCAGCCCCAGACAAUCACUCCUCUCCUCCAGCCCUGGCAAGCCCUCCGCCCAAGGGUCUGCACUGGAACGUGUCCGAAGGGAAGGCUUCGCUCCCUUUCUUGGCUUUGCACGCCAGAACCCGAACCCAAUUUACUAUGCAGGGAGUUAGGCAAAAAAAAAAAAAAAAAAAAGGAAAAAAACCCAGAUAUAUUAAAAAAAGGUAAGAGGAGCAGAAAGGGGAGGAAGGGGGACCAGGUGCCCGGCUCCUCAUCUCUUACCCUCUUGGUUCUCCUGGCCAGCUCUGGACUGCAGAGCAAGGCCGUCAGCACGUUUGCACAGGGACCCUCCGCCCCCGGACCGACGGCAGCCACGCUCCCCCCGAGGGGCCGGAGAGCAGGGCUGGGGCGGGGGCUGCACCGGGGGCCGUGGCUCCCCCAGCCUCCUCUUUUAUGCAGAAGGAGCAGGUGCCGCCGGCGCGGCUGCCCACUCCUGACACACGCUGUGAUUGCUGCCAAAAGACUCACUCACCUUUCCCUGAGGAUUCAUUGCAGCCCGGUUCCUCCGAGCCGAGGGAGAGACUCCCAGCGUGCCUGAGUGUGCGUGAGUGUGUGCAUGCGUGCGUGGGUGUGUGCUGGCCGCAGGACUGUGGGAGGCAAUGGGCAGAAUAAAGGCAAUAAGAAUUUUA
Cyanistes caeruleus (blue tit) is the source of this 4081-nucleotide messenger RNA. NCBI's taxonomy places the organism in Eukaryota, Metazoa, Chordata, Aves, Passeriformes, Paridae. The record is from RefSeq and is a predicted model, not a curated record.